Molecule: messenger RNA, 1791 nt
Organism: Laccaria bicolor S238N-H82
Lineage: Eukaryota; Fungi; Basidiomycota; Agaricomycetes; Agaricales; Hydnangiaceae
Exons: 4
Coding region: 1-1791 (596 amino acids)
Source: RefSeq, a predicted model, not a curated record
AUGGAUAACCCUAUGUCAUCCAUCGCUAAUCCUGCCACCAACCAACCCUUUCCAUCCACUGGAGGUUUGGGCACAGGGGGCCAGCCUAUUUCCCCAGUCGCAAACACGAAUGGCGACCAGCAGCUUCCAGUGAAGAGACGACCUGGGCGUCCAAAGGGGAGCACAAAGAAGCAUUUGCUAGGCGAGCCGACAUCACCGAAAAAUAAACGACCAGUUGGGAGGCCGAGGAAGGAUGGGUUGCCAGCUGGCUCGGUGGGGCCAUCCAGGGCGAAAAGGGAACGAAAUCGGUCAGCUCCUCAGUAUGCGCCCCAGUUUGCGGGCGUACCGUAUCCUGUUGGACAAUAUCCGCCCUCUAUCAGCGCCCCGUACAUCCCUCAGCCCGCAUUUCAGAUUGAUCCGAGCCUAGGGGGUGGUGGAAGCGACGAGUGGGCUGACCUCGCACGCUCAAACCCUAAUGCGUUCCUCGGCGUCCUCCUCGCAGCGCUCGCAGCACCCAACCCCGUCUCCAACACUGGCCCCAGCGUCGAAGAGGCGUUCAAAGACCACUUGGUGUCACUCGCCCCCACAGGGCAACCUCAACUGAACCCUAUCCCCUCCCUGUACUCCAUUCUCAAAACCUUCUGGCUGCCUUCGUCGCCUGCUUACUUCUCCCUCACGGCUUCUGCUUCGACUACACGCACCCCCUCGGAGCACCGGUUCUUGUACUGGGACCCGCUGCCGCUAGUGUUCAAUGGGGUAGCAUGCCCCAGCUGUUCUGCGCCGUUGGUGAAUAAUGGCAGGAUCACCUCUGGCCCUGUCAAGGUAUACGAUAUCGAGAAGCCCUUUUUCAUCAUCGGGUGUGAAUACGUAUGUAAAUCUCUCCAAUGCAUCAACGCCACUUCCCCGGAGGGGAGGAAAUACGCGAGCACAGACGGCUCCAUCCUCCGUUCCCUUCCUGCCCGACUAAAAGACGAGUUGCCGGCAUCUCUUUUGUUUGGAGACAACGACACAGGGAGCGGGCCGAAUAUCUGGAACUGGAAGGCGUUGGGCGUGUCGACGACGUUAUGGAACAUGGUCCAGGGAUGUCUGAGCGCGAAUCUGAAAAAAGAGGUCAUAUUGCACUUGAUCUUUUCCGUCCAGGGCGGCGUCGCGAUGCGCGGGGAAGGCGGGGAGGGAGGGGAAGGUGAGCAAAAAGAGGAAGAGGAGGAAGAUGACGAUGGCGAAGAUGACUUGAUUGAGGAUCCCCAGCAGCAGCAGCAGCAACAGGCAGGGCCUUCCGGUGCUUCUUCACAGCAGCAGGAAGGCCCAAGUGAGAGUGGGGGUGGUAACAGUACGUUUCCGGCUGGGGGAUAUGGCAGCGAUACUACGUGGAAGCUUGAUAGCUCAGCAGCUAUGAACGUUCUUGUUAAGACUUCAACACCUGUGGUCGCAGUGCACCAGCAGCCGCAACAGCAACAGGUGGCCCCUGCGCCUCCUAUGCAGGCGUACUCUCAAUAUGGAUACGCUAUCCCGGCACAAUACCCGUUCAUGGUGCAACAGGUGAUGAACGGACAACACAUUCUGUCCUUGGGCACACCCACGCAUGCAGUGCCAUCUGCCAUCGCGACUGAUGCUAUAACUAUAGAUCCAGGCGCGGCUGAAACGCAACAAAAACGCAGCCCGCGACACUGCUGCAAGUGUGGGUCUCAAGAGUGUAAAGGAAAGGGUGGGAGAAGCUUUUGUAUGAACCCCUGUCAGGAUUGUGGGAAGUUGGAUUGUAAAGGCAGGAAUAGCAGGAGGCCGGAUAAGAGGUGUACUGAGGGGUGGGCGUGA